This is a messenger RNA of Helobdella robusta, 456 nucleotides long. RefSeq lists its product as hypothetical. The record is from RefSeq and is a predicted model, not a curated record. The transcript has 6 exons. The coding region runs from base 1 to 456 and encodes 151 amino acids. NCBI's taxonomy places the organism in Eukaryota, Metazoa, Annelida, Clitellata, Rhynchobdellida, Glossiphoniidae.
AUGAAAAUCAGAUCAGGCAUUCUGUCUCGCUUGAAGCAGUUGAAGCUUCCAGAGGAGUUCAUCGUGAAAGAUCAGAAUGGUUGUGAUGUCACGCUACGUUCGUUCAUUCAGUGGCAAAAAAAGCACGCCUGGCUAAGGUUGAAGCUUCCAGAGGAGUUCAUCAUAAAAGAUGUCAGGCUACGAGGACUGGCACCAGUUUUGGAGGACAACGUAGGAACCGGACCGCAUUCAACAUUCUGCCUUUGUCGAAUGGACGACGUAUCCGGUCAAAUUCAUUCCAUCGAUGCGUGUCAGAUGAUGGUCGGUGCAAUGGAGUUUGCUUUUGAAGCAGUUGUGUUCAUCUAUCAAUCGGAAAUCUUGAACCUAAGUUACAACGAGCACUUGACUAUCGUUGGAAGCUACAACGUUGAUGUUGUAGCUUCCGACAUCACUGAAGUUAUAACAUUGGUGCUGUAG